UUCUCUCUGAGAUUCCGGUCAUCUUCUAAUCCAUGGCGGUGGAUCUGGCAGUGUUUCCGGCGAAGAUGGAGGAUCAUACGGCGAUUCUAGAAGCCUCCUCCGCCGGUUUACAGAGCAUGGAGCAUCUAAUCCGCCUCUUAUCCAAACAGCCCUCUCAAACCCCUAAUUGCUCUGAAAUCGCCGAUUUCACCGUCUCCAAAUUCAAGCGCCUAAUUUCCCUCUUGAACAGAACCGGCCACGCUAGAUUCCGUCGCGGACCCUCCGAUUCCCCAAAUCCCCUCCCUAAUUCCCCCAAUCCAACCUCCAAAAUCGAUUGCCCUAACCCUAAUUUCACCCCUGUCGCCAAAUCCCCUGAUUCUAGGGCUCCGACUGACUCCACCACGACCUCGUCUUUUGUCUCCACUAUCACCGGCGACGGCAGCGUUUCACUCUUUGCGACUCCGGCAAUCUCCUCCGGUAAGCCGCCGCUGUCGGUGAAGAGGAAGUCCGAUGACAUAUCUCGAUUUGGCUGCAAGACUCCUUCUAAGCCCUGUCACUGUGCGAAGCGAAGGAAAUCUGGAGGGAAAAAAACGGUACGAGUCCCGGCGAUCAGUUCUAAAAUCGCCGACAUACCUCCCGAUGAAUACUCUUGGAGAAAGUACGGCCAAAAGCCCAUUAAAGGCUCCCCCUAUCCUAGAGGGUAUUAUAGAUGCAGCACCGUCAAAGGUUGUCCGGCGAGGAAAAAGGUGGAAAGAGUUCGUGACGAACCGACCAUGCUCCUCGUAACAUACGACGGGGAUCACCGUCACCCGCAGCCUCCGGUGACCCAUCUUAACGUGGGUGUCGUUUCCCAGAAAUCUUGAAAAGAGAAACGUGGCGGGGAAUCAACGCUACCUAUUCGGCUGUGACGGUGUUUCUUAAAGAUACCUGUGACUCUAGUGUUGUCUCCGAGUAUUAUUAAAAAGUCAAAUACUUUUGUAAAGUCAAAACUAGCCUCGGAGUACACGAAGCGAUCGGGUUUGUUGAAGUCAAACCAAAAUACAAUCACGUUCGAAUCUCUCGAGAUGGAACCCGGAAAGAAACAACGUGGUGGUGGAAGGGUAUUGAUGUAAUUUUGAUAUCAUUUUUUUUUAUUUGAAAGUAGUUUGACCAUAAAUAUGGGUCCCACAAGAUUGGACUUUUACUUUA
Messenger RNA from Cucurbita moschata (crookneck pumpkin), 1167 nucleotides. Its product is annotated as probable WRKY transcription factor 17. Gene Ontology annotation, molecular function: sequence-specific DNA binding; DNA-binding transcription factor activity. The record is from RefSeq and is a predicted model, not a curated record. Gene Ontology annotation, biological process: regulation of DNA-templated transcription. The coding region runs from base 33 to 842 and encodes 269 amino acids. The transcript is spliced from 3 exons. Lineage: Eukaryota; Viridiplantae; Streptophyta; Magnoliopsida; Cucurbitales; Cucurbitaceae.